Molecule: messenger RNA, 561 nt
Organism: Racocetra persica
Lineage: Eukaryota; Fungi; Glomeromycota; Glomeromycetes; Diversisporales; Gigasporaceae
Source: the annotation of a GenBank genome assembly
AUGAGUACAACAUCAGAAACACAUGAAAUUGAUUCGAACUUAGAUAUUAUUAAAAACACUCUAGGUGUAAUUGGAGCUAUCAGAGACGCAGCACAACCAUACUUAUCUCUAAUUUCAACUGUGACAACUAUUAUUGCAGAAAUAUUUAAUAUUUACGAGAAUGUUCAAUAUAAUAAAAAUAUUUUUAAAGAAAAGUUUGGAUCGCUUAUUAAUGAAUUCAAAACUACCAUGAAUGAUUUAUAUUUUGCAACAACUCUCUUUAAUGACGAACAGAGAGAAAUAGAUGCAAGGGCCCUUAAAUCCGACCUAGAAGAAAUGUCAAAAUUUUUGGAAACAAUUAUCAGUGAUGUCAUUGAUGCUAAUCAAAAUAUUAACAAUGUUCUGAAAGAAGUAUUAAUUAUUAAAAAUCAAUUGAGAUUCCAAAAUUCUAUUACUAAAAACAUCAGAGCAACAGAAAUAGAGCCAAGAGAAUUAAAUGACCCUCAAAUUGGAAAAUCUACUGAUACACAAGCCAACAAAGAAUCACCUCUCGUUAAGAAACUGCUAAAUGAAGCUAUUGAA